CAGUGCAGCACUUUGGUGGUACUCUUUGCUAUGAGUUAGAUGAGCUUAGCUUUCUAAAGAUUGGAAUGGCAGUGUUUUGUGUACAUUUCAUAUUAACUGCCUGGGCAUUGUCUGUCCACACUGCACUGAGUGAUGGAGAUGGACAUUCUGGCUUUUAUUCAAAUGCAAUUGUUCAGAAUAUUUGGCCAGGGUUUACUAUGCCCACUGGUGGCCAUGGUGGAUUUUAUGAUGGUCAGCUGCAGCCUUCUAGCUUAAAUGAGCUUGAAUCUGGUUUUCCAAUGCCUGUACCAACCUGGGACUUCAUGAACACAGGACCUGACUUUGCUUUGUUGGUCUUGAACCCAUCUUGGAAUGGUCUUGCUAGGGCUAAUGUCUACCAAAGAGGAGAGCCAGUUUAUCUGGAAGUAGUUGCAAGUGUACCUGGUCGAGAGCUUUAUAUUCAUUCCUGCUAUGCUACCCCAUCUCCAAACCCUGCUGAUAAAUCCAGAUAUGCCCUCAUCUUGAACAAAGGAUGUGUGUCCUCCAAACAGCCCAUGUUAAAGUACAUCUCCAGACAGAGUGAUGUGAUUUACUUAAUCUUGGACACUUCCGAUUUGAAGUUCUCAAAGUUUUAUGUGCACUGUAGUGUGGUCCUCUCCAGUUUUGGGCUGACUCAGGACACCAAGUCUUGCAACUACAUUAAGAGCAAAUCCAGAUGGAUUGAUCUAGGUGGUGAGACAGAUGCAUGUGACUGCUGUGCCACAAAAUGCAGGGGAACUCCUUACUAUGAGGGUCUGUUCAGUGAGUUUAAAGCAAUGGUAAGCACUGGUCCACUGACCAUCAAGGAAAUGGAACAUGAGAAGCAGCUGUCUCUGUCCAACAGUACCUCAAUCACUGCCUCCAAGAUUGUGGCCUCGGCCACUUCCCAGACAGAUAACGGGAUCAUGUCUGGAGCAUCCCCUCUUGCUGGGAAAGGAUGGAUUGUAUCUGGAGCUACUGUGUCUGGCAGCUCUGUGCUCAACCACCCACCCUUGCUGACCCAACCUGUAACUGGGGAUUUGAUCAUAAGCCUAGAAAUAGGUGCUCCAUCUUGGCUUACAGGGUUGGUAAUGGAUCCACCUAGCCCGGUACUGGAGAUGGGAACUGGUUAUCCUAAGCAGAAGGGCAGUGCCAAAUUUACUAUGCUCAGUCAAAGCAGUGCUCCAGCUGAAUCUUUUUGGGGGAAAUCAGAAGCUGACUUUGAAGCAAUGAUGCAGAAAGACUUCAAGAUUUUUCCAGAGCUUGAAUCUAGACAGCAGGAACUUGCAAGUGUGGAUCAUGAUUAUGUGGCUGAUGACCCAAGUUUGACAAAUGAUGGAGACUUCAGAGACAUACCCAAGCAUGCACCAGGACACCAUGCCUCUGGUGAGGAGAAACUGAGGGGUGAUGUAUUUACAAGCUUCAGAGAGCCCCAGAUGGACACUGUCCCUGAAAUGGAGAACUUGAUCCCUUCUCUACAAUUAACUAAAAAUGUUUCUGAGAAGGUUGAAGACAAGGAUGAAGUUCUCGUUCUCACACAGACGGAAAUGCUCUUUAAGGUUAAAGGAGAUGUAGAAACCCAGCCAGAAUCUGUCAAGCGGUCCAAGCUGACCCUCACAAAAGCCUCAGAUGGAUCUAGUUUGCUCAGCUUUGAGGCAGAGGAGAGGUCACCCACUGCAGGUGAAGAGGCAGUCAGGAAAUCCACACUAGAGCUGAAGCAGAAGAUGGAGGAAGAAAAGCUUGACGGGUCAAAGAAACCAGAUGAGAAGGAACUGGUGUCGUCCCUGUUGGAUAUAGUGAGGGGAUUGAAUAAGAUGCCGUGACCUGUCAAAGAAAUUGCUGUGCAUCUCUAACCUAAUGUGUGCAAAUAAAGAUGAAGUAAACUGAACAUGAAUGA
This is a messenger RNA of Pygocentrus nattereri (red-bellied piranha), 1894 nucleotides long. RefSeq names its product zona pellucida protein C (gene zpcx). The record is from RefSeq and is a predicted model, not a curated record. Gene Ontology annotation, biological process: positive regulation of acrosome reaction; egg coat formation; binding of sperm to zona pellucida. Lineage: Eukaryota; Metazoa; Chordata; Actinopteri; Characiformes; Serrasalmidae. Gene Ontology annotation, cellular component: extracellular matrix. The transcript is spliced from 7 exons. Bases 66 to 1820 code for a protein of 584 amino acids. Gene Ontology annotation, molecular function: acrosin binding.